This is a messenger RNA of Melampsora larici-populina 98AG31, 1002 nucleotides long. RefSeq lists its product as uncharacterized. Lineage: Eukaryota; Fungi; Basidiomycota; Pucciniomycetes; Pucciniales; Melampsoraceae. The transcript is spliced from 7 exons. Bases 1 to 1002 code for a protein of 333 amino acids. The record is from RefSeq and is a predicted model, not a curated record.
AUGCUCUCCUUACGGAGCCAUUCUGGCGCCCGAAAGUCCGGAUCCGGCUCUUCUAACCUCACUGAGUUUGACCGACCCGAUCGGGAUGACAGUGCUCACAUGGUGGACACAGACGAACAGAGACCAGCCAGGCCACUCCGCGCAAACGAGAUGAUCUUUUUCAAAGAUGCAGUGACGGAUAGCGGCAUCAAUGAACUCCACCGACUCCAGGCGCUCGCCCUUGCCGAGCUCUCCCAGAUGUCUGAGAACAUCUUGUCGUCUUCGCGCAAGGUUGAUGGGGUCAUUAAUCACCUCGAGGACGCGCUCAAUUCAUUCUUGAACAAGGUCGAAGGUGUCAUGAAUAAGCUUGAAGACGUGAUGGAGAAAGUCGAACGCAUCUCGGACAAGGUUGACGGGAUUGCCGAUCACAUUGAUACUCUCACUGAGCUCGUUCAGUCCAACCCGAAUGCCGCGACCCAUGCGACUGGCAAUGGACAUGUUGACGCCGAUGACGCGACAUCUACUGGCAGUGUGUGGGUCUGCGCGACGGAACUGCGGGGCAAAAUAUCCACCCAAGCUUACCGGUUCAUCAAUAAGGCCACCCUGGAUUCCUACACCGCCUUGGAAACCCCAGGACGAGUUUGGCUAGCUAACUCGCUCUACAAUAGCAUCAAGAGUGCCGUGCGUCAAAUCGCGGCAGUUGAACCACUGCUGCCGCGACAAGUCAACGGCGUUACCUCCGUCCUUGCGGCAAGGGCUUACGAUUCUGAAGUCAAGAACGUGUGCAAGCACGUCCGCGAGAAGCUUCACCUGCUGCUAUUGACUGGGGUAUAUGAUCCGAAAAACGCUGUGGUCCACGGCGCUGUGCCAACUCUGAAGUCACUGGUGCAUAAGAUUGCCAUUAAAUUUAGACAAGUGGCGGACCAUGUUCCGAUCGAGACCGUUUGGGCCAGCACCAGCGAACCUGAACGUGUUCGAAUGGCUUAUCUUGUGGGUUAUAAUCUCAUCAUUAGCGUGUAUUAA